Messenger RNA from Bacillus rossius redtenbacheri, 1938 nucleotides. RefSeq lists its product as uncharacterized. The transcript is spliced from 3 exons. The record is from RefSeq and is a predicted model, not a curated record. NCBI's taxonomy places the organism in Eukaryota, Metazoa, Arthropoda, Insecta, Phasmatodea, Bacillidae. Bases 101 to 484 code for a protein of 127 amino acids.
AGGCUCGGUUGUCAGCGGUAGCUGAUAUGUUGGUUGCCUACUAGCAUGUAGUCCGUUAGGUUCUAUUUGAACUACAUGCGUGUGCGACCUCAGGGGAAAAAUGUGGAUAUACCCUUUGCGGAGAGACGACCUCAUCCAGGUUUUGACGGAGGAAGCCGUUCCUUUCGAGAAGGACGCAAAUGUGGCGACCCUUCGUGGAUUGCUCGUCAGGCACGUGCGCGGCGCCUGGGAGUCGUCAGACGAGUUUGGCAUGGUUUUUGUUCCUCCCCCUCCUUCCUGGUCGCGGAUGCCGUGCCCUCAAGAGGAUCUGCGCCGCUACGGACCUGACACUCCUCGGCCUGCCCGCUCCGUCGUGGUCACUGGUGCCCGCCCGCUAUUCGCUGCGUCUACGAGGCCGCACGCCUCUUUCGCUGUCCGUGUGACUCUGUCAUUCGGAGUUCCGCAUCAGCAUGCUGCUGUGCGUCUCUUCCCUGACUCGCCCUGAGGCGCCUACUUGAGUCGCCGCGGUUGAUGGAUGCUGUCCCUGGGUGAGUGAGUGGCCGGCUGCUCUGCCGUGCCGGCGUGCUGGCGUGCUGGCGUGAGAUUCCGUCCCGCCAGUCUGGAGCCGUGAUGCAUGCCGCAUGCGAGCCUGCUCAAUGCAUGCAAUUGCAUCGCCCCUGUGAGCAUGCAACCCGCUCGACAGGGGCACGAGGUGAAGAGUCGAGCCUGCCAGGCGCUAUCGGCGUCAGCUGCCUUGGGGACGCCUGCGGCAGUUGCGUCCGGAGAUGCGUCUGCCUGUCGACGUACGAGCAAUGGAGCUCGUCACAACAAUUUUUUUGAAAAAUGAUCUUUCCUGGGACGUCCCUCAAGAUCAAGAAAAGUCUUCAGCGCUGAAGAUGCUCCCUUUGGUCCUUGUAUUUGACUUAUGUUAUCCUUCAAGAAUCCUUGGCCAUUAUAUACGGCGUAUUAAUUUUGUACUGACAGUUAAGUUUCUAAUAAUUGUGUGUUUGUCUUAAAAUUGAACAUUGACAUUGACAUUGUCUUGAAGAUGGAGAGCCGGCGGGAACCAUGGUUUAAGGGCAGGGGAGUUGUAGCGGUCGGGUCCGCUACUUUUAAAUGGCGCGCGCCAUCGCGGGCCUCCGGCACUCCGCUCCCCUCCUCCUUCUCCCUCCUUUUCCCCCCCUCCUAGUGUUUGUUCAAUUUGUACUCGUUCCCCCCCCCCUUUUGAUAACCGUAUGCGCGAGCUUAUAAAUUGAGCUGCAACCAUGUUGGGGGCCUUCUUCUACUGGUUUGUUUAGUCAGGCUCGGUUGUCAGCGGUAGCUGAUAUGUUGGUUGCCUACUAGCAUGUAGUCCGUUAGGUUCUAUUUGAACUACAUGCGUGUGCGACCUCAGGGGAAAAAUGUAAGUUGGUUUGAGUCGUCAGUGAGGCGGUGGCCCUCACCCUAAUGUAGAGUCAUUUAUUCUUAAAUUUGUUCUGUCUAAAUUCCUUUUCGGCUGCCACCUAGAAAAAUAAGUUGGGAUUUUUGCUGUAAAUUAACUUCAACUUCGCUUCCGUUUUUGUUUGUAAUUGUCUCCCCCUGAGACGUCGUCGAACGUAUUUGUUUAUUAAAGAAUAGUUUAUUAAAGAAUAAUGUAAAUUCUUUCCCUUUUUUGUACCUGCACUUUGCAGUAGUUUUGUAAUUCUACUUAAAGUGAAUUUAACUUCAUACUUGGCAAUGCUUUUAUUUCGAGUAAACUGGGCAUUGCCCCGUUUGAGAGUCAGUUGUUUGAAUCGUUUAUGGUGUAGCAGGCAAACCUCACAAAUUUACUAUUGUUAACAAACACGUUUUGUCAAAAAAGAAAUUGUUCUCAAUUUAUGUAUUUGGCCUUGCCUUGUUCUCACUUAACAUUACCAUUAAGGUUAAACGUAAUGUUUUGAUUUUAAUUUGUAUUUAAAUAAAAUGUCUCUGUACCUAAAA